AUGAGUCAUUCAGCCACUUUAUCCUCAAGUUACGCACACAAGCGGCGCGGUGCGAUUUCCGAUCUCGCGAGGAAAUUGAAAUUCUCCACCAGGUGACAAUGGGAGCCCGCGACGAACGAGUGAGAGAUAAAGGCCUGGAAAACUCCAUGUGUUUGGAUGAUUUGACAAACUACGCGAUAAACAGGGAGAUGCUGCUGAAGCAGAAGGAGAAGACACGUCAUUCAAGAGAGAACGAGGGCUCCGGAGUACUAUCUGCGGUAGACCAAGAGUGGAAACAUAAGUCAUCGACAGUUGAGCAACAUGGAACACGUUGGAACCAAGUCAAGCGCAAGGAGGUAGAGUGUGACAAUUGCGGAUCAUGGAAGCAUCGAAAAGAUUCGCGUGAAUGUUCGGCUCGGGCGGCUAGAUGCAACCACUGUGGACGCAUAGGCCAUUAUGCAAGAAAGUGCAGGUCGAGAAGAAACGUGCCAUGGAAUAGCAGUCGACCUUACCGAAAGUUUGAUGGAGCAAAUUCGUUGCGAGAGGGAGAUCGAUACCACCAUCGCGGACGGAUUGUUGCUCGACGCCCACUACCGGACAUACCAAAGGUGCAUAAGAAAGAUGAUGGAAUAAUUACAUGCAAAAUCGACACUUUUCCGAAAACAACACUCCGCACAUUGAAUGACCAUCGUAGAAACCCACCUAAAAUAAAUUUUAAAAUCGGAAUCCUGAUUUACAAGACUACAGUGUCGACCCACCCAUCAAACAAAAUUUAA
Messenger RNA from Armigeres subalbatus, 755 nucleotides. RefSeq lists its product as uncharacterized. The transcript has 3 exons. Bases 99 to 755 code for a protein of 218 amino acids. The record is from RefSeq and is a predicted model, not a curated record. NCBI's taxonomy places the organism in Eukaryota, Metazoa, Arthropoda, Insecta, Diptera, Culicidae. Gene Ontology annotation, molecular function: nucleic acid binding; zinc ion binding.